Molecule: messenger RNA, 324 nt
Organism: Micromonas commoda
Lineage: Eukaryota; Viridiplantae; Chlorophyta; Mamiellophyceae; Mamiellales; Mamiellaceae
Exons: 1
Molecular function (GO): protein binding
Source: RefSeq, a predicted model, not a curated record
GAGAUUGCCGGCUUCGACCAUCUCCAGGUUUUGGCCCUGGACGGCAACGACAUCACCGGUAUCCCCGCCGCCAUCGGCGCGCUGGCGUCCAUGGAGCAGUGCUACCUCAGCAACAACUCGCUCGAGAGCGUCCCCCCCGAGCUCGGCGACUGCGUGUCCCUCGAGACCCUCUGGCUCAACGGCAACCAGCUCACGUCCAUCCCCAAGGAGCUCGCCAACCUCGUCGCGCUGGAGACCCUGGACCUCUCCGACAACCUGCUCGAGACCCUCCCCUCGGAGCUGGCAAACCUCGACCUGCUCGAGCAGCUGGACAUCUACAACAAC